UUUCACUGUAGAGUCCUUGAUUUUGAGACAAACAAGUCAGUAAAGAAGUUGAUAGGUUGAUCGGUAACCGAUGGCGCGGGCAGCUUUUAUUGUUUUAUUGUCAGCCCUAUUGUCUCUUGUGUCCGCAGGACUGUAUUUCAACAAGAAGCAGCCUUGUUAUGUUAAAGACACACUCAGGAAAAACGGCUUCGGAGUCAGGACGUCACCUCGUCCUCACGAAUAUUUAAAUAUUUCGGAUCUACCCAAGUCAUGGGACUGGAGGAAUGUUAACGGUAUCAAUUAUGUCAGCACCACCCGCAAUCAGCACAUUCCUCAGUACUGUGGCUCUUGUUGGGCCCACGGCAGUACCAGUGCUUUGGCAGAUCGCAUCAACAUAAAGCGCAAAGGAGCAUGGCCGUCUGCAUACCUCUCAGUGCAGCAUGUGAUCGACUGCGGCCAGGCGGGUAGUUGCCAUGGUGGGGAUCACGGUAGCGUUUGGGAGUACGCCAACCAACACGGCAUACCGGAUGAGACCUGCAAUAACUACCAGGCUAAAGACCAGAAGUGUAAGCCCUUCAAUCAGUGUGGCACCUGCACCACCUUUGGUGUGUGCAAUACUGUCAACAACUACACUCUGUGGAAGGUGGAUGAUUAUGGCAAGAUCAGUGGGAGGGAGAAGAUGAUGGCAGAGAUCUAUGCCAGAGGACCAAUUAGCUGUGGGAUCAUGGCCACGGACAAGCUUGACGAGUACCCAGGAGGUCUCUACUCAGAGUACCAGGAGAAUCCCUACGUUAACCACAUUGUGUCAGUAGCAGGAUGGGGAGUGGAGGAUGGUGUGGAGUACUGGAUUGUACGCAAUUCCUGGGGAGAGCCUUGGGGUGAGAGGGGCUGGCUCAGGAUCGUGACCAGCGCCUACAACGGAGGAAGCGGAAGUUCAUACAACCUGGCACUGGAGGUGGACUGUGCAUAUGGAGACCCAAUAGUUCCUAAAGACUACCUGGUCUAGUCCUAAUAGGGCUCUUUGGCGUCCUUUUUAAAAUAUUCAUUGAGAAGGGAAUACAUGUCAUUUUAUGUUAAAGUAUUGGAGUUUCUUUUAAAUGCCAGUGUCAAUGUGGAUGCAAUUACCUGCCUGAAUCAAAUGGUUUGUUCUGUCUCAGAGAUGUGUCGGCUAUUAACAGUCUGAAGUGUUAAAUCUUCAGGAGGUACGACACCUGAUCACACACACGGAAUUAAAAAUAUAAACCAACUUCCAUCACAACAAAAUGCUAGUUUACAAAACAGAAAUAAACAACAAACUAAGAAAGGCAUGCUGUUGUCUGUUUCAAAUGCUCUGACUGCUACACAGCUGAUUCAUUUGUGCCUUACACUAAAAGAUGAUCUGUUUGCUCUUUUCACGCAAUGUACACAUUAGGACAACAAUGUGUCAAUAAAGUCGUCAACGUGA
Molecule: messenger RNA, 1423 nt
Organism: Dunckerocampus dactyliophorus (ringed pipefish)
Lineage: Eukaryota; Metazoa; Chordata; Actinopteri; Syngnathiformes; Syngnathidae
Gene: ctsz
Product: cathepsin Z
Exons: 6
Coding region: 71-985 (304 amino acids)
Cellular component (GO): lysosome
Molecular function (GO): cysteine-type endopeptidase activity
Source: RefSeq, a predicted model, not a curated record